CUCACACACGCAGAGAGGCUCAGACCUUCAGGGAAAUAAGAAAAGAUGUUUGAAGCUCCCCUGAGUUGGACGACUUCAUGUGACAGGGGAAGCAUGUGGAGGAAAAUCUGACAGAGUGGCAGAAAGCAGAGAGGGGAAGAAAAAAAAAGGAGCAGUUGGAAAGUGUGUGUUUUACGAAGCGCGAGAGUGAGCAAGAGAGAGAGAGAGAGAGUUUACAGGAGCUGGGCAGAGAGGAGGAGGGUUUUCUGUACUUUAACUCACACAUCCAUUGGACCUCAACCAGCCGGUGCGACAUGCUCUUACGUGGCCUUCUGACAUUAACGUAACCAGAGAGGAGAAGGAGGGAAAGUAAGUGGAGGAGAAGGGUCAACUCACCAGGAAUUCUCAGAACAUAAGGAAGAAAAACGAUGUGAAUUGGCUGAUCAUCAUGUGGAAUCAGAGCAUUUGCUUCAUACAGCAGAAAAAGUUCAGUAACGGCGCACCGAGACAAAGCCUGACAAAGGCCUACUGGACUUGACAGCAUCAAAAAGAGAAGCCAGCUGGUAGGUCAGAAGCAGGGGGAGCGAGAGAGGAUAUGUGUGAGUUGAGACAGACGAUGUAAGGUAAAGCAAAAGAUGAGAAGGAAGACAACUAGAUUGAGGAAAGGAGCACUAGAGACUGAAGGUGAGCAUUGAGAGGUCAAGUUUGAGAGAGAAAGGAAGCAAAGAUUAAAUUACAUACUCUGAACAGGCAGUCACUGUUAAGACAGAAAUAAGCAGGAAUCGCGAUGAUCAUGCAUUUUCGUCGCAUCCACAAGUUCAAGUGCGUACAGCUGAUGACCACAGGCCUGGUACUGUGUAUGGUGAUGGUCUCCUGGGAGGACCUGGACCACCAUGUAGUCAGCCACAUGAGAUCCUAUACGUACCGCUAUCUGGUCAACAGCUAUGACUUUCUCAAUUUAUCAUUCAACAUCGCUUCCAAACAUCACCAUGGUCAGGAUGGUUCUGCAAGUGUGGAUUGGAGAUUAGGGAGAUAUCCAUACCUCCUUAACCACCCAGGUAAAUGUAAAGUUGAUGGAAAUGGCUGGGAGGAUGUUCUCUUGCUUCUUUUCGUGAAAACAUCACCAGAGAACUUUGAGCAGCGUCAGGCAAUCAGGGAGACAUGGGGAAACGAGAGCUUCCUUUUGUCAGAACUGAGGGCAAACGUGAAGGUGGUGUUUGCCCUCGGCAUGCACCCGGAUAUCAAGCGGAGAUCAAGAGUUCAGAUUGCACUGCAGCAGGAAGACCAAGCCUAUAGAGACCUGAUUCAACAGAACUUUGCGGACACUUUCCACAACCUGACUGCCAAACUGAUCCUGCAGUUCCACUGGUGCCAUGAGUACUGUCCUCAAGCACGGUUUUUCAUGUCUGCGGACGAUGAUAUCUUUAUUCACAUGCCCAAUUUGGUUAAGUACUUGAGGCAGCUCAUGAGUAGCCAGUCAGGGGCUAGACAUCUAUGGGUUGGGCAUGUACAUAGAGGAUCCCCUCCAAACCGCCGUAAAGACAGCAAGUAUUUUGUUCCCUAUGAUCUGUACCCCUGGCCGGCUUAUCCAGACUACACGGCUGGAGCAGGAUAUGUAGUUUCAGGGGAUGUGGCCGCUAAGAUCUACACUGCAACUCUGAUGUUGAAAUCCUCCAUCUACAUCGAUGAUGUUUUCAUGGGAAUUUGUGCAAAUGUCAUGGGGGUUUCUCCCAAGGAGCAUGUGCACAUUUCAGGGGAGGGCAAGGCUCCAUACCACCCCUGCAUCUAUGAUAACAUGAUCACAUCACACGGUCAUGCUACAGACGUGCGCUCACUGUGGCAAGCAACAAUAGAUGCUACAGUGUACAGAAGAGGAUUUAAGGGUAAUCUGUACUGCACAGCAGUGAGAGUGAUGCUGCUGUGUCUGCCAUAUUAUCAGACCACAUACCCCUGUAUGGCUGCUUUUACAUAAGAGGUCUUUAGAUGAUGCUCAGCGAGCUGUAUGCUUUGUUUGCUGGUUGUACUAUGUGUUUGCUUUUUGGAACAAAGACUAAAGCUGUUCUGUUAACCAAACAUGAACCUAGUAGUUAUUCAAUCAUUAGCAGAAUUAGGUUUCACAUUUUUUAAGUUCAGGACAAAAGAGGUAAAAAGCACCCAAAGGCUUCUGUUUACAUGAGGAUCUUUUGUCUCGGUGACAACACAUCCACCAGGCUUCUCAUUGUUAUUCACCUGUCAACUCCUGAAGAGGUUUAGUUCUGUCUGGAAAGUCUUACAUAAUUUCUGAACUAGCUGUGAAAUACUAUUAAUUACUAUGCAACUGAAGGAAAUUAAAUCAUUAAAAGACUAUUAAUGUAGGAAUUUUCUGGUUUUCUCUGUUCCAUCGUUAAUAGCUUUGGAUUUAAACUCUUGGUCAGACAAAAGACUUACUCAUAGGCUAAGAAGAUGUAACAAUGAGAUAAUUUGCAGAUAAAUAACAAAAUGAGGUGCUUGUCAAUGGGUCAUUUGUAAUCAUUGCUUAUUUCCGGCAUGCAACUAGAUAAUCCUGUCUAGUCUUGCACCAUUGAUUUUUGAAUCUGUUUUUAAUACUGCUGUGAAUGACUCUCAUCAGGCUGAAAAAAUGCAUCAGGAUUUUCCUAUUGAGACACCAGUCAGAAGAAAAAUGCCACUUCCAGCCAGAUACUCAGCAGCUUUUAAAAAGUUUUGGAUUCAUAAUUUUAACUACUAAGUUAUUUACAAAGGUUUUACAAAAUCCGAGGGUUCCAGGGCAGUUGAUUUACUUGUUUGCCCUUACAGCAUACCUCUUUGUAAGAGAACUUGUUAUUGGUAAAAUAUUAGAUCAUUGGUUCUCAAACUAGGUAUUGCAAGAUCAACUGGGAUGGAAGCCAGUAGACGAUCAUGAUCAGAAAGUGGUAAGUGAAACACAAAAUCAUGUAUCGUACACUGAAUUUUUCUGCAUGAAAUUAUAGUUUUACUUCUUAUUUUCACUAAAAUGUUGGAAAAGAGAUAUCAAGAAGCAGAUGGUCAAACGAAGUCACUGCUUAAUGCCCUGUUUGUUAAAGGAUAUUCAUUUUUAGAAGAAAAAAAAAGUGUAUCAACCUUUAAAUUGAUACUGCAAAAAGUUUACAAAGUAAAAAAAAACUAAUAUUCAUACUUCCAGUAGUUACAGAGAACUGCAAUUAGUCAUCUGAAGUGUUUCUGGCAACAGCAAAAAACUGUAGUUGCUAAAUUCUCAGGUUCAAGGUAGUCCUCAGUAAUGUCUGACUAAUUAAAUUGUGUUUGGUGGAAAACAAUGGAAGCAAUCAGAGUGAAAUUGAAAGCGUAAUGCAGAACACAGGGCAUCAUGUGAGAAGAUUUUCAUAUCCUUUUUCCAAAAUUAUAUUUUACUUGAUCAUUAGCAUAUUUAUCAGCGAUACAAAUGUCACAUGAUAAUAUGUCUACCUGAGGGAUAAUCCUUGAACAUGUCAACUGACAGUAGAUGCAAAACAUAGGUCUUAUUACGGCAAAGAAGUCUAUGACUAAUAUGUGAGGCAGUGAAGAGGAUGUCAGUCAGUGAUGAUUCACUGUCAAAUGUUCAAACACAUGCCACACACUGAUCUGAGUAAAGUCCUGAGGCAGUGACAACAAACACGCAACCAACACUGAAAUGUAUAAGCUAAUAUAUGGCAGUACAAAGUAAAAUUGGAACGACAUGAUGAUGAUAAUGAACAGAGUGUUUACUUUGCAAUUCUGGUAUCCCAUUUACAAUCAAUCAAUCAUAAUUCUGAAAUCCAAUGUGCUUUUUUCUCCUAUCAUGCAGAAGGGCAGUCUAUAUUCAUAUGUUGCAGGAAAAGUAUGUGUUUGUGAGGAAAAUGGGGGAUUACCAGCACGUGAUACUUUAGCCUUUUCAUUGUCAGCUUGGUUUUAGAUUAUCAUUGUUAUGACAGUGGAUGUCUCAACACCACCUGAAGAUUAACCUUGACAAAACUGAACUUCUUUUCCUUCCAGGGAAAGACUCUCCCAUCCACGACCUGACUAUUAACUUUGACAACUCUGUGCUAACCCCCACUCAGACGGCUAGGAACCUGGGCGUAACACUCGACAGCCAACUCUCCCUUACUGCCAACAUUUCUGCAACAACACGGUCCUGUAGAUUCAUGCUGUACAACAUCAGGAGAAUACGCCCCCUUCUCACUCAGAAGGCGGUGCAGGUUCUGGUCCAGGCUUUGAUCAUCUCACGUCUAGAUUACUGUAACUCGCUCCUGGCAGGUCUACCUGCUACUGCCAUCCGACCUUUGCAGCUCAUCCAGAAUGCAGCAGCUCGACUAGUUUUUAACCAACCUAAAUUCACUCACACUACUCCUCUCCUCCGCUCCCUUCACUGGUUACCAGUGGCUGCUCGCAUCCGGUUCAAAACACUAGUACUUGCGUACCAUGCUGUGAACGGAUCCGGUCCAGUCUACAUCCAGGACAUGGUCAAACGUUACACCCCACCAUGUUCACUCCGCUCUGCUUCGGCCAAUCAGCUCGUUGCUCCCUCACUGCGAGCUAAACAAUCAUCAAAAACACGACUGUUUUCCGUCCUGGCUCCUAAAUGGUGGAAUGAGCUCCCCAUUGACAUCCGGACAUCAGAAAGUCUACACAUCUUCCGCAGAAAACUAAAAACAUACCUCUUCCGACUUUACCUUGAAUAAAUAAAAAAAAAAAAAAACACUAACAACUUUUUGAAACUAACACUUUAGUAGCACUUAAAUGGCACUUACUUAUAGCACUUUGUAGUUUUGCUUUAUUUGAAGAAAUUGUAUUUUCUUGAUUCUUGUCGUCCUUGGUAUGUACCCUCGGGUUUGAAUGCACUUAUUGUAAGUCGCUUUGGAUAAAAGCGUCAGCUAAAUGAAAUGUAAUGUUAUCAGAGUGACAUGAAUUAAUGUCUGUUUUGUUUGGUUCUUUUUGUAUGUUCAUACACGAUACAAUCUCUGUGGUUAAUCUGUUUACUGUUUAACUAAACUAAAACAUAACAUUACAUAUUACGCUCUUAAAGGAGAAUUUAUCUGUUAGAGUUCUUUUAUUUUGAUUUCUCUCACCCAUCAGUCCACCCCCCCUGUCUUGCUCUCACUCUGUUCAUUCAUUUCCUGUGACCAUCCAUCUUCUCUCACCCCUUCUGCAUCCUGUUAAACAGCGGUAUCUCUGAAGAUUAAUGCUGAUACAUGUAGAAUCACCUUGGCCUAAAGCAUGGUCAUCAUCUUCGCCAUGACCUUAUAAGGAUUUUUUAGUUUUGUUGCCUCUGGGGGAGGAUCAUAUAUUCACCAUAUGAUACAAAUUAAUAGGUUGAUUUUUAUUCUAUAGUUAAGAAACACCUACAAACCUUGUUCAACUAAUUCUAAAUAAAAUUUCAGAUGCAGCCUCAUCUGACCCAUUGGUUUGAGAUGUUGCUCCUGUAAGCAGGGACACUGAUGAAAAUAAUCAGACACAAGCAUUCCUGCUGUUAGAUGUUCUCACCUGCGUCUGUUGGACAAACUUUCCUCUGUCUCGUUCGUUAACACGACGUGGGUGGAACCUCCUUGGCUUUCCUCAUGCAUCACCUCAAUCUGUGACAAACAAACACAGACACAAUCAUGCAGCAUAAAUUUAGUUUUGUUUUGCAUUUGUCUAAAGUGCAGAUGUGGAACUACAAUGUAAAGAGAAAAAUCUGUUUAUGUUGUAUGUUUGGUUUUUGUGAAUGGUGCUUUUAAAUAAAAAAAUUCCUUAGCGGGGUAUGCAUUACGGUG
Messenger RNA from Platichthys flesus (European flounder), 5720 nucleotides. Its product is annotated as lactosylceramide 1,3-N-acetyl-beta-D-glucosaminyltransferase A-like. Lineage: Eukaryota; Metazoa; Chordata; Actinopteri; Pleuronectiformes; Pleuronectidae. Gene Ontology annotation, cellular component: membrane. The record is from RefSeq and is a predicted model, not a curated record. Bases 767 to 1951 code for a protein of 394 amino acids. Gene Ontology annotation, biological process: brain development. The transcript has 2 exons.